AAGCCCCAUCCAAUCAUUCCUUGUAACCGUUGGGCUAAUGAUAAAAACGUUAAAAAAAUUAAAAACAAGUUAUAGAGAUCCGAGCCACCACCACAACCGCAGUUCCAAAACCUCACCACCAUUCGCCACCACUCACCGCCCCUCUCUACCACUGUCUCUCUAUCCCCCUGAAAGCACUCACCUUGAAUCACUUCCAAUGGCAGAGAUAAUCCCAAAAGAAACAGCCCUCCAAGCCCUCAACACCAUCAUCCAACUCCACUUCGAGAAGACCCUGGAGAAGAAAAGAGCUGUCGACCUCCAAAAGAAGGAGCUUUGGAAGCUCUUUCAGCUCUUCUUUAUCUUUCUCUCUCUCGUCUUCCUCGCUCAGACCCAGUCCCCACGCCUCCAGUGCCGCCACUGCUGGGUCCCAAUCAUUCUCCUCUCCUUCACCCACCUCAUCUUCUAUGUCUCCGUCGCUCAGACUCUCCGCUGCAUCAAUGGCUUCAAGUACCAGCGCCGUUGCCACAAGCUCACUCUUGGCCUCGCCACUGAGCGCCUCCGGCAGAUCAAGAUGAGGGCCAGUAGUGGAAACGAUGAGGGUGACGUGGUCGGCGAUGACUUUGAGAUUCAUUAUCAGGAGCCACCCGAGGCCUACUUUGGUAAGUUCAAGAGGAACUGGGCUCUGCAUUUUGGCUUCUUGAUUUUGAUGUAUGGAUUCAUGGUGGCUUCUUCUGUUGUUAUUCUUUGUUACUAGUGUUUUACGACUUGUGGGUGAUGGGUUGGAGGAAAAUGAUAGAAAAUAUUGUUGGGUUUUAGUUGUUGUUGAUUGGGAAAGUCUUAGAAGCUUUCAUUUUCAA
Messenger RNA from Vitis vinifera (wine grape), 836 nucleotides. RefSeq lists its product as uncharacterized. The record is from RefSeq and is a predicted model, not a curated record. Lineage: Eukaryota; Viridiplantae; Streptophyta; Magnoliopsida; Vitales; Vitaceae. The transcript has a single exon. The coding region runs from base 38 to 733 and encodes 231 amino acids.